This is a messenger RNA of Cololabis saira (Pacific saury), 1074 nucleotides long. Its product is annotated as mucin-2-like. The record is from RefSeq and is a predicted model, not a curated record. The transcript is spliced from 2 exons. The coding region runs from base 1 to 1074 and encodes 357 amino acids. Lineage: Eukaryota; Metazoa; Chordata; Actinopteri; Beloniformes; Belonidae.
AUGGAUUAUUCAGAGGACGCAGAGCUGCGAGGAACAGACGUCCAAACAAACGUAGGGUCACUGGAGAACCGGAUGAAGUGGGAGCAAAGCUGCGGGAUUGUUGGGAACGACGAGGCAGCAAAUACUGAGGUUCAUGGUGGAUCCACCUGGGGCCCGGGAACUCCGUCUCUGGGCCCCCAGGCUCGCCCAGCUACCUGGGGCCCUGGAACUCCGUCUCUGGGCUCCCAGGGCUCUAACACUCGCCCAGCCACCUGGGGCCCGGGAACUCCGUCUCUGGGCUCCCAGGCUCGCCCAGCUACCUGUGGCCCGGGAACUCCGUCUCUGGGCUCCCAGGCUCGCCCAGCCACCUGUGGCCCGGGAACUCCGUCUCUGGGCUCCCAGGCUCGCCCAGCCACCUGUGGCCCGGGAACUCCGUCUCUGGGCUCCCAGGCUCGCCCAGCUACCUGUGGCCCGGGAACUCCGUCUCUGGGCUCCCAGGCUCGCCCAGCCAUCUGUGGCCCGGGAACUCCGUCUCUGGGCUCCCAGGCUCGCCCAGCCACCUGUGGCCCGGGAACUCCGUCUCUGGGCUCCCAGGCUCGCCCAGCUACCUGGGGCCCGGGAACUCCGUCUCUGGGCUCCCAGGCUCGCCCAGCCACCUGUGGCCCGGGAACUCCGUCUCUGGGCUCCCAGGCUCGCCCAGCCACCUGUGGCCCGGGAACUCCGUCUCUGGGCUCCCAGGCUCGCCCAGCUACCUGGGGCCCGGGAACUCCGUCUCUGGGCUCCCAGGCUCGCCCAGCCACCUGGGGCCCGGGAACUCCGUCUCUGGGCUCCCAGGGCUCUGACACUCACCCAGCUACCUGGGGCCCGGGAACUCCGUCUCUGGGCUCCCAGGCUCGCCCAGCUACCUGUGGCCCGGGAACUCCGUCUCUGGGCUCCCAGGGCUCUGACACUCACCCAGCUACCUGGGGCCCGGGAACUCCGUCUCUGGGCUCCCAGGCUCGCCCAGCUACCUGUGGCCCUGGAACUCCGUCUCUGGGCUCCCAGGGCUCUGACACUCACCCAGCCACCUGGGGCCCUGGAACCACAAAAACCUGA